Ceratosolen solmsi marchali is the source of this 1608-nucleotide messenger RNA. RefSeq names its product D-3-phosphoglycerate dehydrogenase. The transcript has 7 exons. Lineage: Eukaryota; Metazoa; Arthropoda; Insecta; Hymenoptera; Agaonidae. The record is from RefSeq and is a predicted model, not a curated record. Gene Ontology annotation, molecular function: NAD binding; phosphoglycerate dehydrogenase activity. The coding region runs from base 35 to 1567 and encodes 510 amino acids.
AUCCAGCUGUUGUUUAGUGUAUUAUACGAGUAUAAUGUCGGUGAGUCUUAAAAGUGUUCUAAUCAGUGAUGAAGUUGAUUCUAAAUGCGCCGAGUUAUUAAGGAAAUAUAAAGUUAAUGUAGUAACAAAAUAUAAACUAAAAAAUGAUGAACUUAUUGAAGAACUUAAGAAUCAUGAUGGCUGGAUCGUACGUUCAGAAACUAAAGUUACAGAUGAUAUAAUAGCUACAACAUCAAAGCUUAGGAUUAUUGGCCGUGCUGGUACUGGUGUUGAUAACAUUGAUAUAUUGGCAGCCACUCGUAAAGGAAUAAUAGUGAUGAACUCACCCGGUGGUAACAGUAUUAGUGCUUGUGAAUUAACAUGCGUGAUGAUUUCGGCCUUGGCGCGGCACGUAAUGAAGGCUAGUCAGUCUUUGAAAGACGGCAAUUGGGACCGCAAACUGUUCGCGGGUAGUGAACUCUUCGGUAAAGUUCUUGGUAUCAUUGGCUUUGGUCGCAUCGGUCGUGAAGUCGCCCGUAGAAUGCAAUCCUAUGGCAUGAAGGUCAUAGUUUUUGACCCAUUUCUCACUUCUGAGCAGGCUGCUGAAUUCAAUGUCACUCUGCAUAAUUUGGAUGUUAUAUGGGUUACCGCCGAUUUCAUUACUGUGCAUACGCCUCUUAAUGUGCAGACCAAGAAUUUGAUAAAUUCUGAGACUUUAAAAAUGUGCAAAAAAGGCAUUUAUAUUAUAAAUGUAGCACGAGGUGGUAUUGUAGACGAAAAAGCACUUUUGGAAUCAAUUAAAGCAGGUCAUUGUGCUGGUGCAGCUUUGGACGUUUUCACCGAAGAGCCUCCAAAAAAUCCAAUUAUUCUUGAACUUAUUAAGCAUCCCAAUGUUAUUGCGACACCCCAUCUUGGAGCUAGUACAGUUGAAGCGCAGAUACGUGUUGGCACUGAAAUAGCCGAACAGUUUCUGUCAAUUUCUGGUUUAGCUGCAGAGUAUCCUAUCACUGGAAUUGUUAAUGCUCCGGCGAUAAAAGCAGCUAUCAAACCAGAAAAUAAACCUUGGAUAGAAUUAGGAAUUCGAUUAGGAAAAAUACUUAGUAAAUUGGUGAAUGCUAAAUCUCAUAUUACGAUUGAAAACAGUAUUCAUGGUUUGGAUGACAUAAAUGAAUCUUUCUUUAAUAUUGCAAUUCAAGCUGGCUUCCUACUUAAUAUUUAUGAAAAUGUGAAUCUUGUAAAUGCUUCGGUUCUUGCUAAAGAAUGUAACAUUCAAAUCAACACACUUCUCAAGUAUUCUUCUUGCAAUAUUAUUUCCCUCAAAGCUGGUGAUCAUUUAAUUACAGGCACAAUACGUGGAGACAGAGCUGUUUUGUUAUCGAUCAAUGAUUCGAUUUUUUCCAGUGAAGUUUGUCUACCGGAGCAUACAUCACUUUAUUUAACGCAUGAACUUGAAAAUCUAUCAGAAAUUCUUAAUACUCAUAGGCUGCACAAAGUGACUGUAAACAGUAUAAAUCUUUCAAAUAAGUGGGUUCUUGUUCACACAAACAAACCACAAACUCUCCCUGUAAAUGGCAUAAAGUAUUAUUAAAUUCGUUUUAAACAUUUGUAUGUAAACGCAUUUUGAAUACA